AUGGCUAUCAUUUACAUUACUUUAGGUGGUGAAAAUAUUUCUGGUCACCCUAUAAAUGCUCUAAUGAUCCAAGGAAGACAGUUACAUGCUCAAUGGCUUGCUGAAGCAAGGUACAGCAUUGACCUACAGGGAGCUGUAAGCGAAUAUACAGAGCGUUAUAGCUUGUUGCCUCCACCGUCGUCACUAAUUAUUGAUAACUUCGAUCAAAUACAUCAAGAUCUCCUACCAUUCCGUACUCUUGCACCCAGUACAUUGAGGCAUCUUACUAACUCUAUGGCAAGUAGCCAGUGGAAUGACAUAGCCACUGUUGUGGUACGCAAUGGUGUUGCUGAGGCCCAGCCGGGGAUAAUACCCACACACAGAUGGAUGAUAGAAGGAAUCGUCCAGAUGAUUACUCCCUUUGCGCAAUACCUACCUGAUAUGGACAUUGCAUUUAAUUUGAAUGAUGAAUGCCGCGUUUCAGUUCCGUGGGACACUAUUCAAGAAAUCAAUCAUACAGCAAGAAAAAACCUCUCUUCUAGAGAUUAUCCCAUGAGCCAUGUUUGGUCUAAAGAUCGAUCACUGUCCUGGGCCCUCAGCCGCUCUAAUGACCAGUUGGUGCAUUCCCAUUUCACAGAUAUGUCUAGAAAAGAUACGUUUCAUACCAUUGUGAGCGAGUCAUGUCCGCCAAGCUCAGCUGCUCGAACACAGUAUCAAUGGAAGCAUGAUACGCUAUGUUCGGAUUGUGCUGAACUACACUCCAUGGGUCAAUUCUUGCAAGACUGGACACUAUCUGGCGACAUCUGCCACCAGCCUGAUUUGGCAGAUUUACACGGAUUCUUCAUAGCGCCGAGCGCAUUCAAAGUAUCUCGAAAGCUACUCCCGGUAUUUAGCCAAAGCAAAGUGUACGGAUUUAACGACAUAUUAUACCCAAGUGCGUGGAACUAUAUGGAAAAAGCGAGAUAUAAUCCUUCAGACGAGAAUCCUGAUCCAUGCUACGAAGACAAGGAAAACACUAUAUUCUGGAGGGGAACAACGUCAGAAGGCUUCAGCGAAGCAGGGGAAUGGCAAGGAAUGGCUCGCCAGCGACUUUUACAUCUGGCCAAUAAUAACACUAACCCUGUCUCUGUACUACUUCCACGGCGAACUGAGGGCAUAUAUUCAUACUACACCUUUCCCCCCUCGGAAAUCUCCCAAUCCAUCGGUGCGAAUGUGUCAAUCGGUAUUGCCGAGGACGUAGCUCGAUGUGGUGGAAAGGAUUGCAGUAUUCAAAGACGUGAGCUGGGAAUUACCAACAGAGUGCAGUUCGAUGAGCAUUGGAGACACCGUUUUCUAUUUGACCUGGACGGUGCCGGCUUUAGCGGCCGCUUUCUACCUUUCCUACAGAGCAACAGUCUCCCCUUCAGAACUGCAAUUUUCCGACAAUGGUUUGACACAAGGAUAAUGCCAUGGCUUCACUUUGUGCCGCAAGACAUUAGGUUUCAUGACUUCUGGAGCACAUUGGGGUAUUUCGCUGGAGUGAGAACGGUGGAUGAAGCUGGAAAAGUCACUAAGGUUCUGAUGAAGCCUCAUCAUCGAGAAGGCAGGAUUAUUGCAAGGGAAGGUAGGAAAUGGGCUGAAGAAUCGCUUAGAAAGGAGGAUAUGGAGAUAUAUCUCUUCCGAUUAUUGCUGGAAUGGGGUCGGCUGACUGAUGAUCGGAGGGACGAACUUGGGUUUACUGGGUGA
Trichophyton verrucosum HKI 0517 is the source of this 1704-nucleotide messenger RNA. RefSeq lists its product as uncharacterized. The record is from RefSeq and is a predicted model, not a curated record. NCBI's taxonomy places the organism in Eukaryota, Fungi, Ascomycota, Eurotiomycetes, Onygenales, Arthrodermataceae. The transcript has 2 exons. Bases 1 to 1704 code for a protein of 567 amino acids.